Messenger RNA from Cucurbita pepo subsp. pepo (vegetable marrow), 1170 nucleotides. Its product is annotated as transcription factor RHD6. The record is from RefSeq and is a predicted model, not a curated record. Lineage: Eukaryota; Viridiplantae; Streptophyta; Magnoliopsida; Cucurbitales; Cucurbitaceae. Gene Ontology annotation, molecular function: RNA polymerase II cis-regulatory region sequence-specific DNA binding; protein dimerization activity; DNA-binding transcription factor activity, RNA polymerase II-specific. Gene Ontology annotation, cellular component: nucleus. Gene Ontology annotation, biological process: regulation of transcription by RNA polymerase II.
AGCACUCUUUCAUUGUGUGUCAGUGUCAAUGGCACUCGCAAAUUCAGCUGAACAAGAGCAGCAAAUAUCUGACUCUCUCAUCAACUUCAAGUGUGGGAUUGGCAACAACGAGCCUUUGCUGAGCUUUGAGCCACAAGGGGUUUGUCAAUUAGACACUCACAAUUGGGAUCAAUUGCGUGCCAUGGAGGAUCCCAGCCCUCCAAGACAUCACGGAGAUCAUAGCCCUCUUUAUGGGUGCCUUUCUUAUGCCAUUCAAGACCCUGAAGCAGCUCAGGACAUAACUGGAAAUCACAAGCGAGCCCAUACGACGGGAAAUAGCAGUGAGGGUGUUUGUAAGAAGCAAUGUAAAUCAUCAACAGCCAAGGAUCCACAGAGCAUUGCAGCCAAGAAUCGACGAGAGAGGAUUAGUGAGAGGCUGAAGAUACUCCAAGAAUUGGUUCCUAAUGGCUCCAAGGUUGAUUUGGUAACCAUGUUGGAGAAAGCCAUUAGUUAUGUCAAGUUUCUUCAACGUGUCAAGAUCCUAGCGGCCGACGAAUUUUGGCCCGUUCAAGGAGGGAAAGCUCCAGAUAUUUCACAAGUUAGGGAAGCCAUUGAUGCCAUUCUUUCAUCACAAAGAGAAAGAAGCUGAAGCUCAAGUAGUCAAAAGUGAUGGUGUUUUUGGCCUCCGCGUAGACCGACAUUACUCAAAUGAGCUAGCAACUGAAAUGUAUGCAUAUCAGAAUGCACGCCCAAUGCCUUAUCAGGGCCAAUGUGCUUUAAUCUUUUGAAGAACAUCAACGCCUCAUGCAGGCUGCAGCCCAUUUGGGUCCUUCACCAAUACACACACAAAGGAAUCAGCCCAUUUUCAAUCUACAAACUUGCUCCAAUCCAAACCCCUUUUUUGUUACUCUUUUAUUUGCUUCCAAUCAUCCUACCUUAGAUUCAAUCUUUUUGUUAGGUAGAAUUUGAAUUAAUGUAACCGUCCAAGUUCAUUGCUAGUUGAUAUUGUUUUCUUUUGGGCUUUCUCUUCCAAACUUCUUAGAAGUUUCCACACUCCCUUUCCAACAGACGAGGGAUCUCACAAUCCACCCCCUUAAUGGCCCAACAUCGUGGCUGACACACCACCCUCUAAUACCAUUGUAACAGCCCAAGCCCACCACGGCUAAUAGAUGUGUUCUCUUUGAACUCCAA